Molecule: messenger RNA, 2723 nt
Organism: Myripristis murdjan (pinecone soldierfish)
Lineage: Eukaryota; Metazoa; Chordata; Actinopteri; Holocentriformes; Holocentridae
Product: cytokine receptor common subunit gamma-like
Exons: 8
Coding region: 100-1167 (355 amino acids)
Biological process (GO): cytokine-mediated signaling pathway
Cellular component (GO): external side of plasma membrane
Molecular function (GO): cytokine receptor activity; protein binding
Source: RefSeq, a predicted model, not a curated record
GAGAAGAAGACAGAGAAGGAGGCAGACGCAUCACAUGUGAUCUAACGCUUCAGCAGCCGCGCGUUGACUGUGAAAGCCUCGCAUCUCUGGUGUGCCACGAUGCUGGCGGGACUGUUCCUCCUCUGCCUCACUGGAGCGGCGUUUGCCAGAAAACCUCCAGAUGUGAGGUGUAUUUUGGUGAAUCUGGAAUAUGUGCAGUGUACCUGGAACGGGCAAGGGACUCCAGACGUCAACUAUACCUUCUACAGCAAGUUCUACAAUGACAAAGGGUUCAGUGAGUGCCCCAACUAUAUCUCGGAGAGCAGCGCUGUCGUUGGAUGUAACAAGGCUUACCAAGACCUAUUAAGACUCAGGUUCUCUACUUUUCAGACAUCGUUGGUGUAUGGCAACUACACUUUUGAGCAGAGUCAUAAUGUCAAAUCAAAAGUCAAGCUAAAUCCACCAACCAACCUGACUGUCAAGAAUGCAACAGACUCCAACCUGUGGUUCUACUGGAACAUCACUGCUGGUGGAGGCUGUGUGGAGAGUGAGGUUCGCUUCAGACGCAACAACAAGAACUGGGAGUGUUAUAAACUCAGCCCUGGGAAGAAGAAUUACCCCAUCAACUUGCCCUCCAGCAGCAACCUCUAUGAGCUGCAAGUGAGGAGCCAUAUAGCCGAUCUCUGUGGCGAGUCUGAUUUCUGGAGUGAAUGGAGUCAGCCUGUGUUUUGGGGGUCCAUAUCCAACAGCACUGACAUUAAUCCACCAAUAUUGCCUGUGUGGGCUCCAGUGAUCUGUGUGGUGGGUGUCCUCGUCCUAAUUAUACUGGUCAUGUUGUUGGUGCAGCAUGAAAGGCUCAGAAUCAUCCUCAUCCCCGUUGUUCCCAAACCAGGCAAUCUGGAUGACAUCUUGAUCCAUCCCAAUGUAGAGGACUGGCUUCAUAUUUCCAAAGACCUGAAAGAGAGUUUCAAAGCUAAUUUCAACGAGCGCCCCUGCCCUGUCCGCGAGUACAGCCGUGUUCCUCAGUCCGCCAGCGAGAGCUCUGACAGCUCCACCUUUUCCACCACCACCGAUGAAACCGACUUCGCUGGCUCCAUCUCAGCAAGCGAAUCAGAGGAUCUGUCUACAUCCUGCUCCUCCACCUCCACUCUUCCUGUCUUGUCUGACCAAGAGCAGAUUGCUGUUUAAGAGGGGUCUGAUUGUCCUACAGUAUCUCACAGCAGAAAAUAUUACAAAAUAUCUACUUGAUUUAUAGUAAGUUACCUUCAUAAGAACAAAUCAAAUUUGUAUUUGAGAUACAUUGUAGCCCUGGGAGAAUCUAAGUCAAUUGCUUUACAAGGGGCAAACUAUGAAAGACCUAAGGAAGAAAAAAAAAAAAACAUGGGUAACCCAUGGCAAUCCAAAGUCUCCUUAAAAUGUCAGAUUAUUGUGUCAAAAAGUUAUCUUAGGGCACAUUGUCCAGCCUAUGAAUGUAACAAGUACUUAUUGAGCAUUUUAAAGUUUUCAUUUUGAGACACGUCUAUUUAUUUCAAGCUCACCUCAAAUAUGACCAUGUCUGUCACACAAAGCUCAUUUACUUUAAAUCCUUUGUUUCCCUCUUUUUCCGUAACACGCAAUUUUACUGAUUUAAGUCUCUGUUUAUUUAGCAGCAAUCGACUCUGGACGCAGAAAAAUAACUAGACAGCAUUCCAAUUGUUUAAAAUUCUUACAGUUUUGGCAAACUUUUCAAAAGAUCACUACCCUCAGCAACUAAUUGUUUUAGGGGUGUGUUUAAAGAUGUCAGAAUUCAUCACUGAAUUUACUGCAGGCAUACGUGAUGCAGUAAAACAUCUGAGAGAAACAUUUCACACCACUGCACCUCAUCACUUUAUGAAAUUUAUGGUGGAUCUAAUAUCUUGCAGUGCAGUGUUGUAUUGCAUAACAUGAGGCAUAAUGUAUAACAAAGUUUGACUGUAUUAAGUGCAUAUAAAGAGCAAAUGCACUGUAAGAGCCUUUUAAAAUUAGUGAAUUCAGAGUCUGGCUUCACUUCAGCAGGGUAUGUCAGUCCUUGAAUUAAAAAUAAAAUAAAAUGGCACAUAUUGAUCGCAAGACCAGGUAUGCCAAAGUUGAUACAGAUCUAUCUAUCUGUGUGUGUGUGUGUGUGUAUAUGUAUAUAUGUGUGUGUGUGUGUGUGUGUGUGUGUGUGUGUGUGUGUGUGUGUGUGGUUGUCGUAAUGUCCGUAUCAUUACAUGGUAAUUAGGUAAACCGACCUGUAAAUUUUUUUCCAAAGGACCACAACCAUUCACAGUGUUUAGUAGUAAUAAUAGUACAGUAAUAAUACCACAUUGUUUGUCUGUUCAGGGGUUCAAUCAUACACCAUUUCACAUGACUUCUGUCACUGAUCACUUGUUUCAGGGCAAGAAAUCAGUGUUUGGUGGGAUGACUGAAGAUUCAUUCCAGUUUUGUAUGGAGUAAGCCUAUGCAUUUUGGAGGAAAAGCUAUGAAAUUCAUUUUAGCAACUGAGGGUUGAACUCAGAAUGUUUUUGUUUUUUCUUUUUGAGCAUGUGUAUAGGCUAAACUACCUGCAGCAAGUAGUAAUGCAGACAGUCUUUCUUUUUUCAUUUUUCUUUUUUAAGAAUUGACAUGAUUUUUCAGCAUUUCUUAUUUUAGAAUUUAGUGUUUCAUUCAGUGGGAUGUGUUGUACUUGUAUUUGCAUAUUUUAAUCUAUAUUCAGAUAUACACCAAAUAAAAAAAAAUACAUCUGA